Molecule: messenger RNA, 2071 nt
Organism: Cryptomeria japonica (Japanese cedar)
Lineage: Eukaryota; Viridiplantae; Streptophyta; Pinopsida; Cupressales; Cupressaceae
Product: L-type lectin-domain containing receptor kinase SIT2
Exons: 1
Coding region: 99-2045 (648 amino acids)
Biological process (GO): protein phosphorylation
Cellular component (GO): plasma membrane
Molecular function (GO): carbohydrate binding; ATP binding; protein kinase activity
Source: RefSeq, a predicted model, not a curated record
CCAGCCGCCUCUUAAUGAUACUGGAUGUUAAAGAAUAUCCCUUUUUAUCGGUCUUUAACAUGGUUAAUCUAUUUGAUCUUAAUCAGAGUUAUUAAGGAAUGGAAUCCAUGGCAGGCAUAUCUUUCGUCCUUGUAUUUUAUCUCCUCAUCCAACCGUUGCCGUCUGCUCAAUCUCAAACAACAUUCUUUUUCCCCAAACUGAGUGGAUUAACCAGCAGAAAUUUAUCAAACCUGUAUUUCCAUGGUAACGCUGUAAUAAAACCCGAUCUUAUAGGCAUCCGUCUCACCAAUCAAUCAGAAUACGUUACUGGAAGUGUUGUAUACUCAGAACCUGUGCGUAUGAAAGAGGAGGGGUCCAAGAAUGCAACUUUAUCAUUCAGUACCAGUUUCGUUUUCGCCAUGGCUCCACCUUCACAAGAUUCAACUAGCGGGGAUGGACUGGCAUUUGUCAUAAUGCCAAAUAAAACACAGGAGGGAGGAGGUGCAGGUGCGUACCUUGGUUUGUUCAAUUCAACAAGCAUAGGACAGCCUUACAAUCAUAUCUUUGCGGUCGAAUUCGACACAUUUCAGAACCCAGAAUUCGACGACAUCGAUGACAAUCACGUAGGAGUAGAUCUCAACUCUCUCCAUUCUGUAGAAUCUAAAUCUGCAGGUUACUGGGCUGGCAACCAGUCCUUCCAAUUAGAUCUCAACGGGAGAAAAAAUAUUCAAGCUUGGAUUGACUACGAUCAUCUCCAAGAACAGCUCAAUGUUACUAUAGCACUGGCUGGUUCCCUUCGCCCGGAAACGCCUCUCAUAUCUGAGAAAAAUUUGAGUUUGCCCAGCAUUCUCGAAGAAGAAAUGUAUGUUGGUUUUGCAGCAGCUACUGGAAAACUCGUUCAAGAACAUUACAUUCUAGCCUGGAGUUUCACUACAAAUGGAAAUGCACCGGCUUUGAAUGCAACUAUUCUUCCAUUCUUGACAGACAUAGAAUCAAAUUCCAAGAACCCAAAAAAUCGGCUAGUCGUCGGCAUAACAACAGGUUCAGUUGUUCUCCUAGUACUGGUGGUCGCAAUUGUGUGGUUUAAAAGGAAUAAAAACACAGAAGUAAUUGAAGAUUGGGAGGUGGAGUAUUGGCCUCACCGAAUUAGCUACCCAGACUUAGCUAUUGCAACCAAUGGGUUCUCAGAAAACCAAGUCUUAGGGUUUGGAGGUUUUGGCAAGGUUUACGAAGGAGUUCUUCCUUCUAAUGGCCUCCAAGUCGCUGUGAAAUCUAUCUUUCGAGAGACCAGUGAAGGAGUGAGAGAUUUCAUAGCUGAAAUUUCAAGUCUCGGUCGUCUGCAGCACCGGAAUCUGGUGCAAAUAAGAGGCUACUGCAGGAGGGAACAGAAAUUUUUCAUAGUGUAUGAUUUCAUGCCAAAUGGAAGCCUGGAUAAGAUGAUAUUUGGGAAUCCUUCUCGAGUUCUAGAAUGGGCUCAAAGGUACGCAAUUCUGAAGGACGUGAGUGCAGGACUGCUGUAUCUUCACGAAGGGUGGGAACAAAGGGUGGUGCACAGAGACAUCAAAUCUUCCAAUGUUUUGUUGGACUCGGAGCUUCAUGCAAAACUGGGGGAUUUUGGGCUUGCUCGUCUGUAUAGACAUGAUGAGAAUUCCCAAACCACUCGUGUGGCUGGAACUCCUGGUUACAUUGCUCCAGAAUUGGUAGCCACAGGAAAGGCCACUACCAGCAGUGAUGUAUUUAGCUUUGGGGUUUUGAUGUUGGAGGUUGCUUGUGGAAGGCGCCCUAUUGAGACUCAUCUAGAUGCUUCUCUGGAAAUUUUGUUAGAUUGGGUUAGGGAGCUGUAUGACAACAGAAGGCUCAUGGAUGCAGCAGAUCCAAAGCUUGAUGGUGAUUUUGUUAAGGAUGAGAUGGAGACAGUGCUUAAAUUGGGACUCUUCUGUUCUAAUUCUCAACCGGAAGCAAGACCUGCUAUGAGACAAGUAGUUCAAAUACUUGAAGGUGAAGCCUCCUUUGCGGAAUCUGCUCUUUCUGUUUCAUCUGAGAUGGGUGACUUUGUUUUCUUUUAAUUGUUUUUGGAUUUGUUUCUCUUUAA